Molecule: messenger RNA, 1008 nt
Organism: Bathycoccus prasinos
Lineage: Eukaryota; Viridiplantae; Chlorophyta; Mamiellophyceae; Mamiellales; Bathycoccaceae
Exons: 1
Coding region: 1-1008 (335 amino acids)
Source: RefSeq, a predicted model, not a curated record
AUGAAAUUCUGGCCAAAAAUAUUUUUCUCCAUCUAUUUCUUUCCUUGUUUUCUUAACAUUUCAGUUCUGCUGAUCACCGAUGCAGAUGCAAGAUGUUCGUCAUUUUAUUUGAAGGCAGUUGGACAGGAUGGUUUCGGUGGAGAGUCUCUUGCUCGUAUAGGUCUUAUAGCUACCGCGGUAAAUGAAGGAUUUGCGUAUUGCCACUCACCAUUUUAUCAUUUACAUCAUGUUGGAGGACACGAAGAAGCGCUAGAGAAUUUUUUGAACUUGAGCGGGGCUGCACAUGUUCUAUUUGGACGAGACCAAAAUUGUAGUUCAAUUAGAUCCAAAAUUUUGCUUGGAGAAGGCUUGCUUCCGCGAAAAAAGUUCAUCUGCCGCGAAGGCAAAUCUAUUGUAGGUAUUUGUUCAAAAACCCACAUAUGCGCUAGUAUUUUUUCAAAAAAACCUUCUUCUGUGUUGAAGAUCAUACCUUCACUAAGAGCAGCUUUUAAUGAUGGAGUAAGUUAUGGGACUGAGAACGGGUCAGAUCAAAAUGUCACAAAUAUAGUAGUUCACUUGCGCAGGGGUGAUGCUCCUUCUCACAGAGUGUUAUCAAACAAAAAGUUAUUGUCUUUGAUAAGAGUACUAAGACAGAGGUAUAAAAAUAUGCAAAUAAAAUUCCACGUGUAUUCACAAGGGAAUGAACAUGAAUUUUAUGAUAUUAUCUCGGAGAAAAGUGUUUCUCUCCACUUAUCUGCUCCUACAGUUCCGUGUCGUUACGGAUCCCGAGGGAUGGCAAAGAAUGAGAACUGCUUGAAUCAUACAGUUUCAGAACAUAUUGUAGAUGACUUAAUGCAGACGUUCUCUUCUCUAAUCACGGCAGAUGUUCUUGUACUAGCUAAUAGCGCGUUCAGUUAUUUGGCAGGCAUUUAUAACUCAGGAACUGUUUACUACAUAUACAAUAAAAAAGGAUCGUUUGUCGGAAACCGUAAACCACUACCUUCGUGGAUUGCACUGAACUUGAGAUAA